Molecule: messenger RNA, 924 nt
Organism: Gastrolobium bilobum
Lineage: Eukaryota; Viridiplantae; Streptophyta; Magnoliopsida; Fabales; Fabaceae
Product: 2-isopropylmalate synthase 2, chloroplastic-like
Exons: 6
Coding region: 385-663 (92 amino acids)
Biological process (GO): L-leucine biosynthetic process
Molecular function (GO): 2-isopropylmalate synthase activity
Source: RefSeq, a predicted model, not a curated record
CAAAUGCACCAUUUGGUACACUCAAUCUCAACCCGAAUCCACUCGGCGGCGUCCAAAUAUUUGAGUUGAAGCUAAAAGCUUAUUGAAUGUUAUCUUCUGUUUUAUGAGUUAUUCUCUGUUGUUUCAGCUUGGUUAUGAACUUAAUGAGGACCAAGUUCAGAGUUUAUUUUGGCGUUUCAAAGCAGUGGCUGAGCAAAAAAGGAGGGUUACUCAUGCUGACCUCAGCAUUGGUAUCAGAUGAAGUUUUUCAGGCAGAGCCUAUCUGGAAGCUUGGUGAUUUGCAGUGCAGGUGACUUGUGGAACUCUUGGUCUUUCGACUGCAACUGUCAAACUUGUUAGUAUUGAUGGUAGUACACAAGAUGCUUGUUCUGUUAGUACUGGACCAUGGAUUCGGCUUACAAGGCUGUUGAUCUGAUAGUGAAGGAACCAAUAACUCUUCUUGAGUACUCGAUGAAUGCAGUCACCGAAGGCAUUGAUGCAAUUGCCACUACACGAGUUUUAAUUGGUGGGGAGAAGACUCCUACUACUCGUGCUUUAACUGGAGAAACUGUUCAUCGAACAUUUAGUGGGACCGGAGCAGGAAUGGAUGUUGUAGUUUCCAGUGUCAAGGCCUAUAUUGCUGCAGUAAACAAGAUGUUGGGUUUCAAGGUAAACCACCUUUGAUAAUCUGUAAACCACCUUCGAUAAUCCAAUGGGGAUGCCUGAGCUUCUUGGAUGACCUAAAUUUCCUUAGGUCAAGGAAGUAGGUGUUGAAAACUUCAUCUUUUGAGUACAGAAGCCGUGAAUUUAAUCAUUGCCAACUACCAGAUUCAUCAUUUUUUUGAAAAUAGCAUUCUUUAGUGUGCACAAUUCUACCUGCACUUUUUUACGGUAGACAUUUGAUUCGGUAUAAAUGUAGUAGUUGACCAAUUGUCACAAGGUUGA